This is a messenger RNA of Olea europaea var. sylvestris, 984 nucleotides long. RefSeq lists its product as uncharacterized. The coding region runs from base 1 to 984 and encodes 327 amino acids. The transcript has 2 exons. The record is from RefSeq and is a predicted model, not a curated record. Lineage: Eukaryota; Viridiplantae; Streptophyta; Magnoliopsida; Lamiales; Oleaceae.
AUGAGGCACGACAUCUCAAUAUUCAACCAAGUCGAGUCAGAGUCAUUUGAAGAGGCAUGGAACCGCUUCAAAAACAUGUUGAGAAAGUGCCCACAACAUGGCUUCGACAAAAAGACCCAGAUCAGAUUUUUCUACACUGGAUUACUCCCAUCCUUCAAGAAUAUGGUGGAUGCAUCAUCCGACGGGUCUAUCUCAACAAGAACGAUCGAUGGAGCAUGGGAUCUGUUUGAGAGGAUGGCCACAACUUCAGCUAUGUGGUCCAUGGAUCGAGUGGUUCAGAAAAGAGAACCUGGGGUGUAUGAAAGUUGGGAGGAAUGUGGAGCAGACCACAGCACUGCUACUUGUCCAAUUCUCGCUCAGGGGGUCGAACAUGCAGAUUUUGUACAAUGGGGUCAACGCCAACAGAACAACCCACAUUCAGAAACCUUCAAUCCAGGCUGGAGAAAACACCCAAAUUUCUCGUGGGCUAAUCAGAAUCAGAACAGACCACAAGGGCAAUAUCAGCAGCAAGACAAAAAGCCCCCGUUGGAAGAUAUGUUCGAGAAAUUUAUGGCACAAACAAAUCAGUAUAUGGAAGCCAAUAACCAAUUUAUGCGAAGGACGGAAACAACACUUCAAGAUCAAAAUGCGGCGAUCAAGAACUUGGAGACACAAGUGGGACAGAUGGCAGUCUCCAUGAUGGGUAGAGCACCGGGUAACUUACCUAGCAAUACUGAAAUUAACCCUAAGGAGUAUGCAAAGGCAAUAACAACCAGAAGUGGAGUACAACUGCCAGAGAUACAUGUGAAAAGAUCGACAGUCAGUAAGGAGUCAUCACAAACCUUAGAUGAAGAGGUAGGAGAACAUUCUGAAAAUCCCAUAGAAGAUGAAGUGAAGAAGAGUUACAAUGUAUCACAGAGUGGUGCAACUAUCAGACCGGUUAAUCCUCAUGAGCCACCUAUUCCAUUCCCGCAAAGAUUAAGAAAGCAUAAACUGGAUCAGUAG